Coffea eugenioides is the source of this 1628-nucleotide messenger RNA. Its product is annotated as CBL-interacting serine/threonine-protein kinase 8-like. The record is from RefSeq and is a predicted model, not a curated record. Bases 1 to 1188 code for a protein of 395 amino acids. Gene Ontology annotation, molecular function: ATP binding; protein kinase activity. Gene Ontology annotation, biological process: signal transduction; protein phosphorylation. The transcript has 13 exons. NCBI's taxonomy places the organism in Eukaryota, Viridiplantae, Streptophyta, Magnoliopsida, Gentianales, Rubiaceae.
AUGCAGAUUAAGAGGGAGAUAUCUAUAAUGAAGCUUGUCAGGCAUCCAUAUGUUGUCCGUCUACACGAGGUGAUAGCAAGCCGCACCAAGAUCUACAUCAUCUUGGAAUUUAUUACUGGUGGUGAAUUGUUUGACAAAAUUGUUCACCAUGGAAGGCUAAGUGAAGCUGAAUCUCGUAGAUACUUCCAGCAGCUUAUAGAUGGUGUGGACUAUUGUCAUAGUAGAGGAGUCUACCAUAGGGACCUAAAGCCUGAAAAUCUUCUACUAGAUUCACAAGGGAAUUUGAAGAUCUCAGAUUUUGGACUUAGUGCGCUACCAGGACAAGGAGUCAACCUGCUCAAGACAACGUGUGGAACUCCAAACUAUGUGGCACCAGAGGUUUUGAGUCACAAGGGCUAUGAUGGUGCUGUAGCAGAUGUCUGGUCCUGUGGUGUCAUCCUUUAUGUCCUGAUGGCGGGUUAUCUUCCAUUUGACGAGAUUGAUCUUACUACACUAUAUGGCAAGAUUGAAAGAGCAGAAUUUUUAUGCCCAUCUUGGUUUCCAGUUGGAGCAAGAUCCUUGAUUUCUCGAACUUUGGACCCCAAUCCUGACACGCGUAUCCGAAUUGAAGAAAUCAGAAAUGAUGAGUGGUUUAAGAAGGGCUAUGUUCCUGUGAAACUUGCUGAAAGUGAGGAUGUCAAUCUGGAUGAUGUUAAUGCUGUUUUUAAUGAUGCUGAGGAAGAACAAACUAAUGAGCAAUGUGGGAAUGAGGAUGUAGGGCCUUUGGUUCUUAAUGCAUUUGAUCUAAUCAUUCUCUCCCAAGGAUUAAACCUUUCUGCCUUGUUUGAUCGUAAGCAGGAUUUGGUGAAACAUCAAACGCGCUUUGUUUCACAAAAACCUGCAAAGGUUGUUUUAUCGAGUAUGGAAGUUGUUGCUCAAUCAAUGGGUUUUAAAACCCAUAUUCGUAAUUAUAAGAUGAGGGUGGAAGGCCUUUCUGCAGACAAGGUUUCACAUUUCUCAGUAUUUUUGGAGAUCUUUGAGGUUGCUCCAACAUUUAUUAUGGUAGACAUUCAGAAAGCUGCUGGAGAUGCUAGUGAAUAUCUCAAGUUUUACAAAAACUUCUGUAGCAACUUGGAAGAUAUCAUCUGGAAACCACCUACGGACUUGUGCAAAUCAAGGAUCUCCCUGGCAAGGAGUAAAAGGCGAUGAUCUAUACUAGUAUCCCGAAAGCAAUCAAGUCUGUAGGAUAGAAAUGUUGAUGCAAUAUGGGUCGUAUGCAUAUAAUUUACAAUACCAUGCUUUCCUCUGCCUCCUACCAUGCUUUGAGUGAUAUGGUACUGUCAGUCUGUAUUCCCCAGUUUUGUAUUAGUUGUGCAAAUUAAUAUGAAGCCCUCAUUGAUGAAGUCCCCUUAAGUUGGAUUGCCUGGGAGACAAUAUGCUAGUUAUACUUACCAAUCUUUAACACCCCUCUAGUUGUACUAUCACAUAUAGAGUAGAAGUUGUAACACUUGUACUUCUUGCUCCCUUUUUUAAGAAGUACCAUCUGUACUUCUUGCUCCUUUAUUUAAGAAGAUUGGUCUUUGUUGUAAAAUUUUUCACUUUUGAUAGUGUAAAAGUUGUACCACUUCAUCACCUUUGACGAAGAUUAA